This is a messenger RNA of Piliocolobus tephrosceles (Ugandan red Colobus), 401 nucleotides long. RefSeq names its product small ubiquitin-related modifier 5. The record is from RefSeq and is a predicted model, not a curated record. NCBI's taxonomy places the organism in Eukaryota, Metazoa, Chordata, Mammalia, Primates, Cercopithecidae. Gene Ontology annotation, molecular function: protein binding. Bases 96 to 401 code for a protein of 101 amino acids. The transcript has a single exon.
GACGAAGGGAGAUGGCAUUGUAAACGCCAGAACGGGGUUCUGCCUACCCCGAGACCGCUGCUGUUCGGAGACGUGCAGGUGAAUGCCCCAUCACCAUGUCUGACCAGGAAGCAAAAUCUUCAACUGAGGAUUUGGGGGAUAAGAUAAAAGAUGAAGAUAUUAAACUCAGGGUUAUUGGACAGGAUAGCAGUGAGAUUCACUUCAAAGUGAAAAUGACAACACCUCUCAAGAAACUCAAGGAAUCGUACUGUCAGAGACAGGGCGUUCCAGUGAAUUCCCUCAGGUUUCUCUUUGAAGGUCAGAGAAUUGCUGAUAAUCAUACUCCAGAAGAACUGGGAAUGGAGGAAGAAGCUGUGAUUGAAGUUUAUCAGGAACAAACCGGGGGUCAUUCAACAGUUUAG